This is a messenger RNA of Solea senegalensis (Senegalese sole), 2454 nucleotides long. Its product is annotated as lysine-specific demethylase 9. The transcript is spliced from 7 exons. Bases 58 to 2391 code for a protein of 777 amino acids. The record is from RefSeq and is a predicted model, not a curated record. NCBI's taxonomy places the organism in Eukaryota, Metazoa, Chordata, Actinopteri, Pleuronectiformes, Soleidae. Gene Ontology annotation, cellular component: nucleus.
GCCGCGGACCUGCGCUGUGUGACUGCCGAGUCCUUUAAAUGUACUGUACGUGCAAAGAUGGCAGCUGAAGUCGACCUGCUGCGAGCGAAAGUAGCCGAAGAGAAGGUGAGGGACAGUCUCGAGCGACUCAUCAAAGAGAGGAAGAGGAAGAAGAAGAAGAGGGAGCUGUCACCGGACAGACGGGACAAGUAUGAAAAAGAAGCGAAGAAAGUGAAGCUCCAUCACCAUCAACACCAACACCAUGCUGAGCACCGGACCCACCAGCCGCACCAGCUGCACCAAACCCACAAACCCCUCAACUUCACCGCGGGUAAGCAUGUCCUGCACCACCACCACCACCACCAUCACCACAACAACAACAACAACAACCACAGUCUCACCAACGGAACGAAGAAGAGCCCGCAGCCGGCUCUGCCUCCCGCUCCUCCGCGGAAAGGACCGGAGCAGCAGCCGCAGAAGAAGCGAGCGCUGCCUCCCGAGCCGCUGCCAGCUGCGCUCUUCACUUUCACGCCUCUCAAAGUGGUCAAGGCCAAGCCCCGGGAUUUUAAAGAAAAACACCGUGACCAAGACCUGAAACUGAAGCUCAAGAAGGAAAACACCGAGGCCAACGUGAAACACGCCGAGCUGAAGAAAAAGAAGGAACCAAGGCCUCACAACGAGAACAUCAAGUCCCUGACACUGGAGGACUAUCUCCUGAAGAAGAAAAAGAAGAAGAAGAAGCAGCAGCAUCGCGAGGAUGAGCACAGAGGCAAGAAGGUCCGCUACGUGCACCACAAAGCAGUUCAGACUGUGUGUUCAGGGCUUGGAGCUGAAAUAUCUCCGUCGGAAACAGUGAAGUGUGAAAGGAAUCACCAGCCUAGCAGUGACACUACGGACAACUACCAACCCUGCCUCCAUGCUCUCAAACUGGGGCAAGUCCCCUUCCUCUCCCACCAAGACCAUUACAUCCGCAGCUCCUGCCUCCAGACGGGCACCUGGUAUGGACGCUUCAUGCAUGAGGAAAGACAGGCCAAUGGUGGGGGAUUAAUCCUCCAUGCCUAUGCUGAUGAGUUGGCCUGUCUCAGUCCGGCUGAGAUGGAGUGCUUUGCCCAGGAGUUUCUGGAGUUGACCUUUGCUGAGAACCCCCGAGGUGCAGGCUCUUAUGCCUUGGCAGUGGUCCACAAGGCAGCCGCCUACCUACCCGACUUCCUAGACUACUUUGCCUUCAACUUCCCCAACACACACGUCAAAAUGGAGAUAAUGGGAAAGAAAGACAUUGAGACGACAACUAUCUCCAACUUUCACUCUCAGGUGAGUCGGUCUUACUCUUCAGGAACAUACAGGGCCGGACCCAUGAGGCAAAUCAGCCUGGUGGGAGCUGUGGAUGAGGAGGUUGGAGACUAUUUCCCAGAAUUCCUGGACAUGUUGGAAGAAUCACCCUUUCUCAAGAUGACCCUACCGUGGGGAACCCUCUCCAGUCUGAAGCUGGACUGUCGCUCUCAGAGCGAUGAUGGGCCCAUCAUGUGGGUGCGACCGGGAGAACAAAUGGUACCGACUGCUGAUAUGCCCAAGUCCCCUUUCAAACGACGCAGGUCUAUGAACGAGAUAAAGAAUCUUCACUAUCUGCCAAGAGCCAGUGAACCUAGAGAAGUCCUGUUUGAGGACCGGACGAAGGCCCAUGCUGAUCAUGUCGGUCAGAGUUUUGACUGGCAGAGCACUGCUGCUGUAGGGGUACUGAAGGCAGUGCACUUCGGUGAAUGGAAUAACCGACCUCGGAUAACCAAAGAUGUUGUAUGUUUCCAAGCUGGUGACUUCAAUGAAGUUGUCCAGAGACUGCAGCUUGAUCUGUAUGAACCUCCCGUGUCUCAGUGUGUACAGUGGGUGGAUGAUGCCAAGCUCAACCAGCUCAGGAGGGAAGGCAUCCGCUAUGUCCGUGCACAGCUCUGUGACGACGACAUUUACUUCAUCCCGAGGAACGUCAUCCAUCAGUUCAAGACGGUGUCUGCGGUCUGUAGCCUGGCGUGGCACAUUCGUCUCAAACAGUACCAUCCAGAGAAGGUCAAAGUGGAGGGGGAGCAGCAGCAGCAGCCCAGUGAUCUUAGCCCCACCUCAGGCAGAGUCUCGUUUUCCUCCCCUGCCAGGCCCGACGCCACCGUUACCCCCUGUGCCAGACCACAGAGUGACAACAUCCAAGGUGGAGUGGCUAAGACUGAAGAACUUGAGUUCCAGAGGCCAGCAACACCUCCCCGAGAGCCUCAGCCAGCUCCCCCACAGCCCACCAAGUCCACUCACUUGUCCCAAACAUACCAGGAACCCCACUUUCCCUCGGCACCAGUCCACUCUGGUUGUACACCUUCUAAAGAACCUUCACUUCCUAAAGCUUUUGGCCACACUGCAAUGUUCCCGAAAUGAUCUUGUCCUUCUUACACGCCCCUUCUCUCUUUCUAUUGUGGGAGGAGCGUGAAUGAAUUUUAA